Molecule: messenger RNA, 5470 nt
Organism: Marmota monax (woodchuck)
Lineage: Eukaryota; Metazoa; Chordata; Mammalia; Rodentia; Sciuridae
Gene: Suco
Product: SUN domain containing ossification factor
Exons: 24
Coding region: 137-3901 (1254 amino acids)
Biological process (GO): protein folding in endoplasmic reticulum; regulation of bone remodeling
Cellular component (GO): membrane; cytoplasm
Source: RefSeq, a predicted model, not a curated record
CUCCCCCGGCGCCGCGGCCCUUCGCGCUCUCGCGCCCGUGCUCGCGCUGCUGCUCCGGCUCCUCCAUCUUGGCCUCGGCAGUGGCGGCUGCCGGGAGGAUGUGCCGCCUUCUGGCAGGGGGAAGAAGGUGGAGAAGAUGAAGAAGUACCAGCGGGCCUUGGCCCUGGCCUCCUGCCUCUCCCUGUGCUCCCUGGUCUGGCUUCCCAGCUGGCGUGUAUGUUGUAAAGAGAGUUCUUCAGCUUCAGCUUCAUCAUAUUACUCUCAAGAUGACAACUGUGCGCUAGAAAAUGAAGACAUACAAUUUCAGAAAAAGGAUGAAAGAGAGGGACCUACUAAUGCAGAAUUAUUGGGAAAAUUGGGUUCAAAUUUGCCCAUUCCUCCAGAAGAAAAUAAAUUAAAAGAUGACUGUAUUGUGGAUGUACAACAUACAGAGUCAGGAAAGUUAAAUCCACCUGUGGUUGAGACACUCCCUGCAGUUGAUUUGCAUGAAGAUACUUCCAGUGCAGUUGGGAACAGUGAAGAUGCUGAAAAUAUUUCCAGCUCAUCUACCUCAGAAAUCACUCCAGUCUCAAAGCUUGAUGAAAUAGAUAAAGCUGGUACUAUCCCAAUAGCCAAGGCAAGUGAAACUGAGCAAUCUGAAACUGACUGUGAAGUUGGUGAGGCCCUGGAUGCAGAUGCAACAGUGGAACAGCCUUCCUUUGUCAGUCCACCUGAAAGCCUUGUUGGCCAACAUAUAGAAAAUGUGUCAUCUUCACAUGGCAAAGGAAAGAUAACAAAAUCAGAAUUUGAAUCAAAAGUUUCACCAAAUGAACAAGGUAACAAUGAUCCAAAAUCUCCAUUGAGUGCUUCAGAUCAUUUAAAAAAUGAGAGUGCUGAUAUUACAAAACCAGGAGAAACUGACCCUACAUCUGUAGCAAAUCCCAAAGAUCCAGAAGAUAUACCAACAUUUGAUGAAUGGAAGAAGAAAGUUAUGGAAGUAGAAAAAGAAAAAAGUCAGUCAUUGCAUCCAUCUUCCAAUGGAGGGCCACAUGCCACCAAAAAAGUCCAGAAAAAUCGAAAUAAUUAUGCCUCAGUAGAAUGUGGUGCCAAAAUUUUGGCAGCUAAUCCAGAAGCCAAGAGUACAUCUGCUAUUCUCAUAGAAAACAUGGACCUUUAUAUGUUGAAUCCUUGCAGCACUAAAAUUUGGUUUGUUAUUGAACUUUGUGAGCCAAUUCAAGUAAAACAGCUUGAUAUCGCAAAUUAUGAAUUAUUUUCUUCUACUCCUAAAGACUUUUUGGUUUCUAUCAGCGACAGAUAUCCCACAAAUAAAUGGAUUAAGCUGGGUACUUUCCAUGGUAGAGAUGAGCGGAAUGUCCAGAGUUUCCCUUUAGAUGAACAGAUGUAUGCAAAAUAUGUGAAGAUGUUCAUCAAGUACAUAAAGGUUGAAUUGGUAUCACAUUUUGGGUCAGAGCACUUUUGUCCAUUAAGCCUUAUAAGGGUAUUUGGCACUAGCAUGGUGGAAGAAUAUGAAGAAAUUGCUGAUUCCCAGUAUCAGUCAGAACGUCAAGAACUAUUUGAUGAGGACUAUGAUUACCCAUUGGAUUAUAAUACUGUGGAAGAUAAAUCUUCAAAAAAUCUUCUUGGUUCUGCUACAAAUGCCAUUCUAAAUAUGGUGAAUAUUGCUGCUAAUAUUCUGGGAGCAAAAACUGAAGACAUGACAGAAGGAAAUAAAAGUAUAUCUGAGAAUGCCACUGCCACAGCUGCACCUAAAAUGCCUGACUCAGUUCCUGUUUCAGCUCCUGUUCCAUCACCUGAGUAUGUAACCACUGAAGUACAUGUAUAUGACACAGAGUCUUCAACACCUGAAACUCCAAAAGAGAGUCCCAUUGUACAGCUAGUUCAAGAGGAAGAAGAGGAGUCAGGUCCAUCCACAGUGACCCUUCUGGGCAGUGGCGAACAAGAAGAUGAAUCAUCACCCUGGUUUGAGUCAGAGACACAAAUAUUUUGCAGUGAACUGACUACAAUUUGUUGUAUUUCUAGUUUUUCGGAAUAUGUAUAUAAAUGGUGUUCAGUUGGAAUUGCGCUUUAUCGGCAGCGCAGCAGAACUGCAGUGAGCAGAGAAAAAGAUUAUCUUAUGUCAGCUCCACCAUCCUUCCUGCUUCCUGAAGAAUCAGUAGAUGUUUCAGUAUUGCAGCCUCCAAGUGGAGAAUUGGACACCAAGAGUAGUAUGGAAAGAGAAGCUGAAACUGCUGUUCUUGAUGACUUAAAUAGUAUGCAGCAAGGUGAUUUGAUGAAUCACACUAUGGGUGUGAUUGAACUUGAACCAAGCCAUCCUCAAACUCUUUCUCAGUCUCUUUUCUUAGAUAUUACUCCAGAAAUCAAUUCAUUAUCUAAAAUGGAAAUGUCUGAAUCUGUUAAACAUGAGGCAGGGCACACACCAUCACAAGUGAUUCCCCAAGAGAGUUCUAUUGAGGUUGAUGAUGAAUCAGAAAAGAAGUCUGAGAGCUUUAGUAACAUAGAAAAGCCAUCUCUUAGCUAUGAAACAAAUAAAGUUAAUGAGGUUAUGGAUAAUAUUGUAAAAGAAGAUAUGGCCUCCUUGCCAAUUAUUACAAAGCUAUCUGAAACAGUAGUUCCACCUAUAAACACAGCCAUUGUGCCUGAGAGUGAAGAUGGGGAAACCAAAAUGAACACAGCCGACACACCAAAGCAAACUUUGACUCCUGUUGUAGAUUCUUCUUCAUUGCCUGAAGUAAAAGAGGAAGAACAGUCUCCAGAAGAUGCCCUUUUGAAAGGGUUACAGAGGACAGCUACAGAUUUCUAUGCUGAAUUACAAAACUCUACAGAUCUAGGAUAUGCUAAUGGAAAUCUUGUACAUGGAUCAAACCAAAAGGAGUCAGUAUUUAUGAGACUUAAUAAUCGUAUUAAAGCCUUAGAAGUUAACAUGUCUCUUAGUGGUCGCUAUCUGGAGGAGCUUAGCCAAAGGUACCGAAAACAGAUGGAAGAAAUGCAGAAGGCUUUCAAUAAAACAAUAGUAAAACUUCAGAAUACUUCAAGAAUAGCAGAGGAACAGGAUCAGCGGCAAACUGAAGCCAUCCAGUUGCUACAGGCACAACUGACCAACAUGACACAACUUGUUUCAAACUUAUCAACAACAGUAGCAGAAUUAAAACGGGAGGUUUCAGAUCGACAAAGCUAUCUUGUCAUAUCUUUGGUUCUCUGUGUUGUAUUGGGACUGAUGCUUUGUAUGCAACGUUGUCGAAACACUUCUCAAUUUGAUGGAGAUUAUAUGUCAAAACUUCCUAAAAGUAAUCAAUAUCCAAGCCCUAAAAGGUGUUUCUCUUCCUACGAUGAUAUGAAUUUGAAAAGAAGAACUUCAUUUCCACUCAUCAGAUCCAAGUCUUUACAGUUAACUGGCAAAGAAGUGGACCCAAAUGAUUUGUACAUUGUAGAGCCCCUCAAGUUCUCUCCAGAAAAAAAGAAGAAACGCUGCAAGUAUAAAACUGAAAAAAUUGAGACCAUAAAACCUGCAGAUCCAUUGCACCCUAUAGCCAAUGGAGACAUAAAAGGAAGAAGGCCUUUUACGAACCAGAGAGAUUUUUCUAAUAUGGGAGAAGUUUAUCACUCUUCUUAUAAGGGCCCUCCCUCUGAGGGAAGCUCAGAAACUUCAUCACAGUCAGAAGAGUCCUAUUUUUGUGGCAUUUCAGCUUGUACAAGUCUGUGCAAUGGACAGUCCCAAAAGACAAAAACUGAGAAGAGGGCUUUAAAACGAAGGCGGUCUAAAGUCCAAGACCAAGGGAAAUUGAUAAAGACUCUCAUACAGACUAAGUCAGGAUCAUUGCCCAGCCUACACGACAUAAUCAAAGGAAACAAGGAGCUCGCCGUGGGAACAUUUGGGGUUACAGCAGUUUCGGGACAUAUCUAAAUUAAUCAAACUUUUCAUACUGAAGACUUUUUUUGUUGUUGUUCUUUGAAGAACAGUCUGUGGUAUUUGAAGGGUUGGGGGGGAGGAAACAUUGGGAAAAGUAUUCAGAAAUUAUGGUUUCUGCCUUUUUAAAAAAUAGAUGGGAUUGUGUCAGUCUUCGUUAAUGAGCUACAGUUUUACAAGGCUGAUCACUUCCUACAAGGACAAUGGUAAACAUUUUAUAAAGAUGUUUUUUCACAGAUUAAUUACUGGGACAAAUUAAUUUGGAAGCCCAGUUCCUUGGGUGGGAUAGGAAUGAAAGCCUAAACCUCUUCCUCUAGCUUUGUUCCUAUUUCUUGCACCUUCCCCCAUAUUUAUGUGCCUUUUGUCUAUUUAUAAUGCCACUGGAAGAGGAGGGAGAACUUUUUCUGUCAUUUGAUUUCUUUUAUAACUUUUUAGGUUUUUGAAGCUGCAAACACUACAAGGUUUUGGGGUGGUCUGUGCCUGAAGCUCAGCAGUGUGGGUCAGACAGUGUGAAGAGCCUAAAGACUUGCCAGCUAGGUCUGUUGUGCAAACUCACUGGAAAUAAACACUUGCUGGAACUUUAAGUCUGUUCUUUUAGGUAAAUAGUGAUGCUCUUGACGUUAUUUUCAUUUAUCUUAUUUGGACUGGAUUACUUUUUCCAUGGUUACUAAACUCAAUGAGGGGGAAAAAAAGCAACAAGUUCUUUUCAUGCAAACGACUAGUAUUUGCAAAUGUUUUUAUAAAUUUGACUUUAAACACAACUACUUGUGAAGAUUUCAUUAGAUAUUACAAUAACACUAAUCCUCCAAACUUUCACAUCACUGUUUUCCAUUUGUACAAAUAUAUGAGAAACUGCAGAUUUGGCAGCUGAAUUCAAGUGCAUUAAGGCAUGGUCACUGUCUGUGCACACACCUACGCACACACACAGAGCUGCCAGUGGGUUUGUCCCACAAAUCUGGCUGGUCAAGUCUAGGGGAUUGUGAUUCCUUGAUAUUUGCUUUGUAUUGGCCACAAGGUGCAGAGAUAUGUUUGUGUUACGUCAAUAUGUUUGUCUUCAUUUGUGUUUUUUUCUUUUAAAAAAUAAUUGGCAGUGACUGUAUUUGAAUAAAGUGAUUUCAUAGUGUGUGCCUGUAUAACAAGUGAAAGUGGAACACGUUUCUUUUUGAAAGGGAGAGAAUUGACCUUUUGUAUUGUGAGAUUUAAGUUAUAACUUAUUGAGCACUUUUAGUAAUAACUGUUUUUAAACUUGUUUGAUACCUUUCUUGGGGUAUUGUUUAUAAUGUGACUUAUUUAAAGCCUUUUUUGUUUCUUUAAGUUGCUGCUUUAGGUUAACAGUAUGUUUUAGGAGAUUAAAUUGUUUUUGUCCAGUCUGCACAAUUAGCCAUUCAGAGCAAGAGGGCCAGAUUGUAAAGAAGCCCUUGAAAAAAGGUCCAGAUGAGAGCAGAGGCAGAGUGGAAAGUCACACCAUCUGUUGUGGAAAGAGGACUUUCAGUUUGUAACUACGGAGCUGUAGUGCCAUUAGAAACUGUGAAUUUCCAAAUAAAUCUGAACACUUGUCUUUAUUAA